This is a messenger RNA of Neltuma alba, 1178 nucleotides long. RefSeq lists its product as uncharacterized. Lineage: Eukaryota; Viridiplantae; Streptophyta; Magnoliopsida; Fabales; Fabaceae. The coding region runs from base 47 to 703 and encodes 218 amino acids. The transcript has 5 exons. The record is from RefSeq and is a predicted model, not a curated record.
GAGAGACUCCUUUGUGAAGGAAAUUAAACCCAAGAGCAGGAGAAUCAUGGGUGCUGGCGGUCCUGGCGAUGAGGACAAUAGGUGGCCGCCAUGGUUGAAGCCUCUGCUCAGAGAGAGCUUCUUUGUUCAAUGCAAGUCACAUGCUGAUUCCCACAAGAGCGAAUGCAAUAUGUAUUGCUUGGAUUGCAUGAACGGCGCUCUCUGUUCUCUCUGCCUCGCCUUCCACAAAGACCACCGUGCCAUUCAGAUUAGGAGGUCCUCAUACCACGAUGUUAUUAGGGUCUCAGAGAUUCAGAAAGUUUUAGACAUAAGUGGCGUCCAGACCUACAUUAUCAACAGCGCAAGAGUAGUAUUCCUGAACGAGAGGCCUCAGCCCAGGCCUGGAAAGGGCGUCACUAACACCUGCGAAGUCUGUGAGCGGAGCCUUCUGGAUUCGUACCGUUUCUGUUCUCUGGGUUGCAAGAUCGUUGGGACGUCGAGGGAUUUCCAGAAGAAGAAGAAGCAGUCGGAGGUAAUGGCGUCAGACUCGGAGGAUUCGUACAGCAGCAGCAGCAGCCAUGGCCGGCAGAAGAACGGCAAGUGUCGGGUUCAGAGCUUCACUCCGUCAACGCCGCCUCCAACUUCGGUGAAUUACAGAACGGCCAAGAGAAGAAAGGGAAUCCCCCACAGAGCCCCCAUGGGAGGACUAAUCAUAGAAUACUAAGAAAGUUUAGUAUUUUAGGUUAAUUUGCUACCAGGUCCUCGCGCAGAUAUAAUAUUACGUACCAGUGCAAGUGUCACGACGUCGUUUCAGCAGCAAUACUCGACCCUUCUGGGAUCGGAGUGUUUUGUCCUGUGGGUAGUGGUUUCUAGCAUUGUAUAUAGAAAAUGCAAUAGGAAGGGGGGAAAAAGGUUAAGAAAGUAGAAAAUAAGGCAUCUAUGAAAUAGUGGGUGGUGAUGUGAGGAAAAAAAAGAACGGUGUAGCAAAAUAAUAAGGAAAGCUCCUUUCGGUGGAGCCAUAUAUAUAUGAUCAGGAAAAUACAUAGGACGGGCUUUUUACCAGUUAUCAUACCUAAGUUUUGGUGGUCGAGUUGUAAAUAUACUAAAUAGUACUCCUUUGAAAUAGGUGCUUGGGUGUCCCUUUAAUAAUAUAUGUGAAAUGCUGAAGUUAAGAAUUUUUAUUAAAUUCUCUCCCUGCA